Molecule: messenger RNA, 5034 nt
Organism: Homalodisca vitripennis (glassy-winged sharpshooter)
Lineage: Eukaryota; Metazoa; Arthropoda; Insecta; Hemiptera; Cicadellidae
Gene: p24-1
Product: transmembrane emp24 domain-containing protein 7
Exons: 3
Coding region: 103-786 (227 amino acids)
Biological process (GO): intracellular protein transport; Golgi organization; endoplasmic reticulum to Golgi vesicle-mediated transport
Cellular component (GO): COPII-coated ER to Golgi transport vesicle; endoplasmic reticulum; endoplasmic reticulum-Golgi intermediate compartment
Source: RefSeq, a predicted model, not a curated record
GGCUGUCGCUGUUGAAUGGUUACACUGUCAUUCUACUAGAGGGCUAUUUAUUUGAGGCAAUUGUGAAGUUGUCUAAUGAAGUGAAUUUUACGUUUUUAUUUUAUGAAUUUAGUUUUCACACAAACAUCCAGUCAUUGUGAUAGUGUUAUGAUGGGUAGUUGGACCAAAUGGGUUGUACUUACAGUAAUUUUGGCAUGUUUUCAAAUAGCCGCUGGAGUAGAGCUAACCUUCGAAUUGCUUGAUAACGCCAAAGACUGUUUUUAUGAAGAUAUCAAACUCAACACAACAGUAACUUUGGAAUUCCAGGUGGUAACGGGAGGCUCCUAUGAUGUAGAUGUCAUCCUUGAGGACCCUACCAGAGAAAUAAUCUACAGACAAGUCAAGUCUCAGUUUGAUUCCCAUACGUUUACGACCGUGAAGGAGGGCACAUAUGCUGUCUGCUUCAGCAACGAGUUCUCGACAUUCAGUCACAAGCUGGUGUACAUGGAUUUCCAAGUGGGAGACGAGCCGCCUUUACCGGGAGUGGGAGAGCAUGCCACUGUUAUGACACAGAUGGAGGUGUCCUCGCAGGAGAUCCACCAAUCGCUGAAGAGCAUUGUGGACUACCAGACUCACCAUCGCUUGCGAGAGGCACAGGGGAGAAAACGAGCAGAGGAUCUCAAUGUCAGAGUAUUCUGGUGGUCUUUAAUGGAGACAAUAGCGAUACUCUUUGUUUCCAUCGGCCAAGUAUUCAUAUUGAAGAAUUUCUUUUCUGAAAAGAAACCUGUGUCAUACAAUCGGUUAUAGGGUGAACUCUUGAAAUCGCUUUAUACCUUGUUAUUUUUUCAUACUGAAGUCUUCUCCCCCAAAGUGGAGACUAUGUGCAAGUGUUGUUGUUAUUGAAAGACACCACCAUCUUCACCUUAUUUAUUUGUUACAUGUUUUCUGAAGUAAUUGACUGUAGAAGUAAUAAAAUAGUUCCAUUACAUUUUGUUUUGUUGGACGUUUGUGUAAUUUUUAGUUGUACAGUUUUCUUUCCUCACUUUUAAUUUUCCUAGGCACGUGUGUCGAGUUUUUUUUUUACUUACUUUCCUCUUCUGGAAUUCGAAUAUUGAGAAUUCAUUUGUAUAAAAUUUGUAAUUAAUGGGGAGGAAGUCGAAUUGAAUAGGGUAUUAGAAUGUGUGAUGGUGUGUUAUAUUUUAAUUUUAAGCCUACUUGAGUUGCCUUAUAAAAAUAACAUUUUCUGUUUUGGCUGGCUUGUAAUUUUAGUGAAUUACAAUCUAUAAUUUUAUAAAUUUGUUCAUAAUCCCUUUUAAAAGAGUAUUAUAUUUCAUUAACUAUAUAUUGUUUAAAUUAAGAAGGUUUUUAGGACUUUGAAAUAUUAUUUGUCAGAUGUAGUCAUGUCAGAUAUAUUAGUUGCAUUAGCCAAAGGUUCAAAGAUUUGAUAAACAAAAUCUCCCAAUAAAUUAACAACUUGUACCAGCAUUUCUAAAUAAGUAACUGAAAAUUAGCAUUAUUUCAAACAGAAUGCAAAGGGUUUUUGGACUACGUAUACCCCAAUCAUAGUGCAGCAUCAAAAAACAUUAAACUUAAAAAUCCAUUUUAUGUUUAGUGUUCCUUUUCUUGGUUGUGAUUUUAUUGUUAUUGGUACAAGAUUUACUAUCUAUUGUGGUCAAUAAACAUGCAAAUCCUUUUAAGUGUAAAAUACUGUGAAGACAGUAGUUUGUGAGUAGUCGUAGAAUUCACUAAUGUCCAAGGCACAAGUAAGACAAUAAGGAACAGCAAUAACAAGGGUUUGCAGUUAAGCACCAAAGAUAGAAGUGUAACUAGAACAGUUUUGUUUUAACAAUUAUUUUUGACAUAUCAGUUACACAAAUAAUAGCAAAGAAGUGAAAUGACAAAACCUUUCACUAGAAGAACAGGUGGUUGUUCACAAACCAAUAAAAUGGCCUGCAUCAUGACAUAAAAAUGGUGAAGUUAAGAAAGUGAAACAGAGAAGUAGGAAUAUUGCACAGAAAUUGGUAGAGUACUAGAUGUGUUUAGUUAGUAUCAUUGCCUUAUCUGUGUUUGACAUUCUUGUACACAACGGAAAACAGUUGAAAAGUUCAGUAGGCUAAUUUAUCUGGAGCGACUGUUGUGAUUGCUACACAAAAAUGUGCUUUUCAUUUUCAAAAUGAACAAAAGUAUAAAACUUUUUGUUCAUCACCAGUAAUUUUUCUGCCUAGUUGACAAAAUUUUAAUUUGUAAUUUCUACAAAAUAUUUAUUUAAUUUUUAGCAACACCUGUCACACAAAUCCAAAUAAACAAAUCAAUUCGUAAUAAUGUAAUUUAAAAAGAACUGUACAAGCCAUUUCCAUGUGAUGUUAUUUACUAUUUAAUGGUAGUUUGAUUUUUAGAUUUUAUAGUAAACUAUAUGAAGUAAAAGUAAUUCUAAAUAUAUAUGCUUUAUGUAUAAUUAUAAAUCUCUUUCACAAGUUCAUCAGUUGUAAUUUAAAUCGUUCCUUAAUUUUUAAACUUUGUAGUUCUCAUUGGAAUAUUUCUUCAUUAGCAUCAGUUAAGUGAAACGCAAUGCAUUUGGUAAAAUUGCUUUUUCGUAUGAAACAAUGAAUUUUUUAACCGCUUUGUGUAAUUGCGUGAGAUCAUUUAUAGUCAUUGAUUUCAGUAAAGUGUAGUUUGUCUUCUUGUAUAUUUGGAGUUUUGAUAGCAAAGUUUUCUGUACUUUAAUUAGUUGGGAUAUAUAUGGAAUGGUUUUGAGAAGGAGGUACUGUCAUUUCUAUAGAAAUCCACCAGAUUGUUGUGUUGGGCAUACAUGUGCACAUUUCCGUCUACAUUUCCUGGCUAGCUGCUUACAUCAUUUCAUGCCAAUACAAACAAUUGUUUCAUCACACUAUUGUGGCCAUUUAAAACCAACUGGUGUUUUGAAUUUUGUUAUCAAUGAUCUCCACAUCCUGCUUUCUUUAUUCAUACCAAGACAUCCUUUCACCAAAUUAACAGUUAUUUUUCUUGAUCAUCUCAUUCUUAGUGUCAAUCCUAUAAGGCCAACCUUAAUUCGCUAUUACAAAAUGAACAUUCACUCUCCGCAUCAGUUAAUUAGUCAAUAAUUGUUAUUUUCUACAUUGUGAAUAUUUGCACAGUUGUUGUAAAUGUUCCAUGUAAUUUCUUAAUCAUUUAAAUGCAUAUGUUUCUAGAAAAUCUGGAGAGCAGGGUAUCAAAUCUUGGCUAGAGAAAUAGAUAAGGGAUUGUUUUUUAUGUUAAACUGUUAAUAUUUACUUUGCCUAAAGUUUCAGUUUAUCAGUAAAAUGUGAAGACUAAGCUUUAUUCUUUAUGAAAUAUGAGUAAUCGAAAUUGGUCAGGACAACGAUCUGGCAGAUUUUGAUGAAAACUGUUUAUACUUCCUAUGUACUUACGUACUGCUUGGAUCUAUUAGAAAUGUUUGUAAGUAUCUGGUCUUUUAUUAUUGGGAUUCUCAGAUAUUAAAGUAAGUGUAAGAUAUUACAUUGGUAUAAUUUUAGUGGUUGAGCAGUUGUAUACCUCUAAAGUUUUCAUAUAAAAAAUUCAUAUUCAUAUACAGUAUUUUAAAUUUUUCCUUGACUAUACUUUACAGUAAAGAUAUGAAUGCAAUCAAAGAUAUAACUAAUUGAUUGCACAAACAUAAAUAUGAUAAAGGAAAUAAGAUUAAACUAGUAAAUAAUUCCACUCAUUUGGACUGCUUUUUGAGAAUAGAAUAAUUAGUACAGUGAAACUUUGUUGUAACAUCUAUAAACUUUAUAAUGGUGUUUAAGUUUAAUUCAAAUCAAAGUGGAAACCGUUCAAUAUGUAAGUUCAAGUAUGCUAUGUGUUAUAAUUUCUUUUCAAAAAAAAAAAAAAAAAAAAAAAAUAGUGAGAAAGAAGGAGGUUUACUGGUAUUGAUUGUCAGCUCUAGAGUCUAAUCCUUUUAUUAAUUAUGCUAAGUGGUAGUUUCAAAUAACUUUCAGCUUUUCUUAUGUUUUACUAUUGUAAAGUAAAAACAAGUUUGUUCAAUAUUUGUAAUAUUGGUCUAGAAUGUGUAUCAUUUAUUUAAAACUAAAAUGUAUUAAAAUAUAAUGGUUAGAACUAUGUUAGAAUGGAUUUGUUUUAGACACCUAUCUUAGCCAGUUUUAUUUCCAAUUUAUGUAUGCAAACAAAUUCAUACUGAAUAAUAUUUUAUCUGAAAAAGUUUGUUACAUUCAUAAGUAUGCGCUUGUUACAACAUCUUAGGAACAAACAAAUUAUAUGAGGUUUCUAUCAAAAUUUUUGGGCAGUAGCUGAACUGUACAGAAUAAUGUUUUUAGAACAUUAACUCAUCCGUUACAGAUGAAUGUAAUAUGGAACCAAAAUUGUAUGUCCCAUACUAGGUUAAGGAAACUUUUAGAUUUGAAACAAAUUAACCCUGAUAUCCAUCAAUCUGUAAUUACUUCAUCAUUUAAGUAGAAUCCAUCAUAAAACCUUGUUCUACAUUUUGAUAUUUAAAAUUAUUGUAGAUACAUGUUUACAAAACACAUCAUAUGUGUAACAUUUGUAUUAGUUCUUUUCAUUUGGACAAUGGUUAAUAUUUGACAGUAGUGAAAAUUAAGUGGUUUACAAAUCAUAGUUAUUCAUGUCCUCUACAUUUCAGUAUUAGUUUGUUAUGCAAUAAAAUGUUGUAAAAAGUGUGGUUAAAGUAAAACAUGAAUUUAUGAAACCAUUUUUGUACUAACAGUGUUACUUUAAAAAUAGAAACCUUAAAAUAGGUAAAUUUAUAUGAUUAUAAGAAGUAGGGUUAUUUAUUGAAAUGAAAAAAAAUACAAAGAAAAUUUAAAAAUUUAUUGUAAUCAUAUUCUUAAGUUUGUACUAUUUUUAGUUAAAAUAAAAUAAUCAUAUUUCUGUGAAAUUCCAAUACCAAAAAGGAACGACCAAGAAGAAGCAACACUACUGUGAAUGUGUUACAGGUGAUAAACACUGGUACACUUUUGUCAUUUAUAACGUAGCUGUUCUUGUGUAUAAUUUCAAUGUACAAAUAAUUGUAUUUGUGGUAUAAUAAACUUAAGUUUUAUUGUU